Diorhabda carinulata is the source of this 2719-nucleotide messenger RNA. RefSeq names its product vitamin K-dependent gamma-carboxylase. The record is from RefSeq and is a predicted model, not a curated record. Gene Ontology annotation, molecular function: vitamin binding; gamma-glutamyl carboxylase activity. NCBI's taxonomy places the organism in Eukaryota, Metazoa, Arthropoda, Insecta, Coleoptera, Chrysomelidae. Bases 393 to 2336 code for a protein of 647 amino acids. The transcript is spliced from 10 exons. Gene Ontology annotation, biological process: peptidyl-glutamic acid carboxylation.
CCUAUUACAAUGGUUUUUCUCUUGUGGAAACAACGCGCAACAAAAGAGCCCAGGAAAAUUGAAAAAAAGUCAUCAUAAUUCGGUGUCCGUUUUGUUAAUUAAAUUAAACAUUUUUUAAUAUUGUAUCGAGAAUUCAAAAGCUUGAAUCAAAAAACAUAAUUAAAAAUUGAAUCAACAAAUAAAUCAAUUGUGUAAAAAGUGAUAAAAAUCUAUUAUUAAUUAAUUGAAAUUUAUAUUCCAACUGAUAAUUUUGACCGCACUAUAUAAUAUAAAUUUAAGAAUUAAUACGAUGUCAAAGUUCAAUACAAUAACACAAAUAAACAUUCAGAUAGAAUUCUGAAUGAUGUAUAUUCAGUUACAUAGUUAUAAAUCAACAAAAGAAAAACGGGAAGAUGUCCAAUUUGAUCGAUACUUUUAUUGGAAAUUUUUGGAAACAUUUAAAAGGAUUACGCUAUAAUGACGUGGUUAAUUAUAUGUACCAACCUAGGGAUCCCUCUAGUCUAGGCGUAAUCAGAUUUUUAUUCGGUUUGUUAAUGCUGUUUGAUUUAACGGAAGAAAGAGGGGGAUCUGAUAUCGAUAUAAGAUGGGGAAAUCCGAUGGAUUGUCACUUUCCGCUUUUUCCCAUGUUUAAAAAUCCUGGUUUUCAAUGUAUUGGUAUUCUAUAUUUUAUUAUGUGGUUAGGUGCUUUUGGAAUUAUGAUAGGAUACAAAUUUAGAAUGAGUACUUUCCUAUAUGGUAUUCCUUAUUGGUAUAUCUUUCUUUUGGAUAAAUCAUAUUGGAAUAAUCACAGUUACCUUUUUGGAAUUAUCGUUAUAUUAUUGAUGGGAUCAUCGGCUAAUGUAUUUUUUUCUUUAGAUAGUUACCUGAAUAAAUCGGUUAAGAAUAAACAAGUUCCAUACUGGAAUUAUUUCAUACUUAAAUUUCAGUUUUUUUUACUUUAUUUUUUGGCCGGUUUAAAGAAAACUGAUAUGGAAUGGCUCGAAGGUUAUUCUAUGGGUCAUAUAGGAGAACAUUGGGUUUUUUCACCAUUAAGGUAUUUCAUAGAUACAGAAAAAAUCGAUUACUUUAUUGUUCAUUGGUGCGGAUUUAUAUUGGAUAUUACAAUAGGAUUUUGGUUGCUAAUCGACUUGACGCGACCGAUUGCGAUGGUAUUUUGUGCGACUUUUCACCUGAUGAAUUCCCGAUUAUUCAGUAUAGGUAUGUUUCCGUACGUUUGUAUAGCCACUAUGCCUCUAUUUUGUGAAGAAAACUGGCCCAAGAAAAUUUUGUCAUUGUUAAUAAAAACAAAUAAAAAAUCUCGAAAUACGAACGACUUUAAAGAAAAUAAAAUCAAAACGGAGUUACAUAUCAAAUGGCGACAUAAACUAGUAGUAGGACUCUUAUUAACCCAUUGUGCACUGCAGGUUUUUUUACCAUACUCUCAUUUCAUUACUAAAGGAUAUAAUAACUGGACUAACGGCAUUUACGGUUAUUCGUGGGAUAUGAUGAUCCAUUCGUGGAAUACGGUUCUCGUCGUCGUGAAAGUAAUAGAUAACGAAAGAGGCCAAGAGAUAUUUGUAAAGCCUAACGCUUUCACUAAGAACGAUAGAUGGAGCAAACACGCCGAUAUGUGUGUGCAAUAUGCACAUUGUCUCAAAAACAAUUUGUUGUCUCUACAAAACGAUAUGCCAACAAAUAAAUCAACUCCAAUAUUAUCUUCGAACAUUUCUAUUUAUAUAGACGUUUGGUGUUCCUUAAAUAAUAGAUUCAAACAGAGGAUGUACCACCCAACGUACGAUUUACUUAAAUCAAAUUGGUCGCCAUUUCAACCUGUAGAAUGGUUACUUCCACUAUUAACAGAAUACAACAAUUUUAGAAAACAAAUGAACGAAAUUAGCAAACAAGUGUUUUCUUGGUCUAAUAAUAGUGAUCUUUUGUUUAUAGCCGAUUUUCCGGGUUUCCACCUGGAAAAUUACAUAGGAGACGAAUUGGAUAACGUUACUUUAACCGUUCUCGAAGGUGAAGUAGCCUACGAAAUUGAAGAUCAAAAUAAUGAACAGUCGUUAGGAUUGACCCUAAAAAAGAACGAAAGUGUAAUUGUCGAAGUAGAAUCUUUUCACCGAGUCCAUACAAUUAGUAACACGCCAUCUUGUUACAUGUACACUUUUCAAAGAAAAGAAAAUAGUUUGGAAUACGACGAUAAUCGGCAACAAAGUUUUUUUUAUUCUCCUUUUCCUCUAAUUGAAGAUGUACCGGAAAGAAUCAGCACAUUCUUGAGGAUGUGGAAACUCAUCGGAUAUUCUUUUCGGAAUGUUCUAAUUGGUAAAACGAACGAUUUCAAUUUUUCGGAAAUAUAAUUAUCCAAAGGGACUUCAAGAUGCUAGGUGUUUUGCAGAAGGUAAACGUUUUGUUUGUAUAACAAAUAAAACAAUCUGCUGCUCUUGAACUGCUUACAAUCUGAUUGUGAAUUUAUUGAAGAAAGUCAAUAAAAAUGAAGUCUGCUUAUAAUAGAGUCGAUUCAUUAUUGGAAUUAUUACCUAAUCAUAUAAAAAUAAUUAUCAAAAUUCCAGUUUAACGAGGUUAAAUAAAUAUCGAAUAACAUUCAUCAUCACAAUAUAUUUUAUUAGAAAAUAGUAUUUACAAUAAACUAAGUAAAAGAUAACAUUAUAUACAAUUACUAUUUCAGAGUGUAACAUUUAGGUUGGUAGGAAAAUAUUUAUUAAAAAAAUAAAAUCAAGUC